AGCGCUUUCCAGCAGCAUCAAUUACAAAUUGACCAAAUUGUCUCCGAUGAUGUGAUUAUUUCCGCACCGUUUUUGUGUUGUGUUGCUCGUCGAAUCGUUUUUCUUGUGUUUUCUUUUCUUUCCACACAUUCGGCGUGCCGAGUUUCCCCCCCGACGCCAUAGCGUUUCGUGAUCCGGGUGAUGUGUUAUGUGUCGUGCUAGACGGGUUGUGGUUUGCUGCUGAUCGAUAGAAACACCGAUUAGCUGCGGAGUGCAGAGGAAACAACGGGCGAAUCCCAGCAUUACGGGGGUGUUUGUGCAAGUAGUGUAGAAGAGACGUGCAAAAGAAGCGAUCCGAUAAUGGCCCAUGGCAAGGAGUAUGAUCAUUUGUUCAAAUUGCUUAUCAUUGGCGACAGCGGUGUGGGUAAAUCCUCGCUGCUCAUACGGUUCUCGGAUAAUACCUUCUCCGGAAGCUACAUAACGACCAUUGGGGUCGAUUUUAAGAUUCGAACCGUUCUGCUUCACGGCGAACGAGUAAAGCUGCAAAUCUGGGACACCGCAGGGCAGGAACGUUUUCGAACGAUCACGAACACCUACUACCGAGGCACGCACGGCGUCAUCGUUGUGUACGACGUGACAAAUGGCGAAUCGUUCGGCAAUGUGAAACGUUGGUUGCAGGAAAUCGAAUCUAACUGUGACAUAGUCAAUAAAGUGCUAGUUGGAAAUAAAAACGACGAUCCGACGCGCAAGGUAGUUACCACCGAGGACGCGGAGCGUUUCGCCAAUCAGAUGGAAAUUAAACUGUUCGAAACAUCCGCCAAAGACAACAUCAACGUUGAGGAGAUGUUCCUCGCCAUCACCGAGCAGGUGCUGAAGCACAAGAAGCAGACGCAGAAACAGAAGCAAUCGGAGACGGCCAGCGAUACCGUCCAACUCGGGAAGCGUACUCAGAAAAAGAAGAACAAAUGCUGCUAGUAGGGAAUUGCGGCCAGCGGUUGGGAUCGUUUCGGGUAAGGGUGGGGAAAACGGAAAUAUUAUUGUACAGUGAUACCAUACCAGCAGCCGGCCCAGCUCAAGCUAAGGUAUUUAAGCAAAUUGGGAACCACGCAUG
This is a messenger RNA of Anopheles coustani, 1090 nucleotides long. RefSeq names its product ras-related protein Rab-35 (gene Rab35). The record is from RefSeq and is a predicted model, not a curated record. Gene Ontology annotation, biological process: regulation of exocytosis; protein secretion. Lineage: Eukaryota; Metazoa; Arthropoda; Insecta; Diptera; Culicidae. The transcript has 4 exons. Bases 340 to 954 code for a protein of 204 amino acids. Gene Ontology annotation, molecular function: GTPase activity; GTP binding.